Equus caballus (horse) is the source of this 2903-nucleotide messenger RNA. It is a transcript of the gene P2RX1, whose product is annotated as purinergic receptor P2X 1. NCBI's taxonomy places the organism in Eukaryota, Metazoa, Chordata, Mammalia, Perissodactyla, Equidae. Gene Ontology annotation, cellular component: plasma membrane; nuclear inner membrane. Gene Ontology annotation, molecular function: ATP binding; purinergic nucleotide receptor activity; extracellularly ATP-gated monoatomic cation channel activity. Gene Ontology annotation, biological process: calcium ion transmembrane transport; response to ATP. The record is from RefSeq and is a predicted model, not a curated record.
CAGGCUGCAGGCCCCCAGGGGCUGUGCUCCCCACCUGAGGAUGGAGGUAGGGUGGGGAGAAUGUUUGGAUAUGGGGAUGUGUCCCUGGUUUUGGGAGGGCUCCGGCCUGAGGCCACUCCACCCAGGCCCUGGCCCGAGCCCCCAGCCCUGUUCUACCAGGUUCGUGGGGGGGCUGACAGCUUUAUCUUUGCGUUGUGAUGAGUGGCCCAUGUGGUUUCCUGCCAACAGCUCCUGUUUCCGGAGGCCCAGCACAGCCCAGGCGGAGCCAGGAGGGGCAGAGGGGCUGGGCCUGGGUGGCCGCACCAGCCCCGCCUCCAUCUAUCUUUGGGAAUUUAUUUGUCCACAGGCUCCGCUGGCCCACAGUUCAUUGCCUGCCAGGGGCCAAAGCUGCUCUGACCACCAAGGAUUCUCCCUCCCAUCCCAAGCGCCUCCACUGACCUCUGACUUUUGACCUCUGGCCCCGACUGCCUUGCCCUUCCUAGAAGCUCUGCUGUAGACGUGGGUAUUGACGCCUGGCUCCCCUCGAGAGCAAAGGCUGUGCAGGGGGCUCAGUUCUCAGCCCCCCAAGCUGGCCCACCAUGGCACGGCGCCUCCAGGAUGAGCUAGCCUCCUUCUUCUUUGAGUACGACACGCCUCGAAUGGUGCUGGUUCGCAACAAGAAGGUGGGCGUCGUCUUCCGCCUGAUCCAGCUCGUGGUUCUGGUCUACGUCAUUGGGUGGGUGUUUGUCUACGAGAAGGGUUACCAGACCUCCAGCAGCCUCAUCAGCAGCGUGUCUGUGAAACUCAAGGGCCUGGCAGUGACGCAGCUCCCAGGCCUGGGCCCCCAGGUCUGGGACGUGGCUGACUACGUCUUCCCAGCUCAGGGCGACAACUCCUUUGUGGUCAUGACCAAUUUCAUCGCGACCCCAAAGCAGGCUCAAGGCUACUGUGCAGAGCACCCGGAAGGCGGCACGUGCGCGGAUGAUAGCGGCUGCAUCCCUGGGAAGGCAGAGAGGAAGGCCCAAGGCAUCCGCACGGGCAAGUGUGUGGCCUUCAAUGACACCGUGCAAACGUGUGAGAUCUUUGGCUGGUGCCCCGUGGAGGUGGACGAUGACAUCCCACGCCCUGCCCUUCUCCGAGAGGCCGAGAACUUCACUCUCUUCAUCAAGAACAGCAUCAGCUUUCCACGCUUCAAGGUCAAAAGGCGCAACCUGGUGGAGGUGGUGGAUGCCGCCUACAUGAAGACCUGCCUCUACCACAAGACCCUGCACCCGCUGUGCCCUGUCUUCAAGCUCGGCUAUGUGAUACAAGAGUCAGGCCAGAAUUUCAGCACCCUGGCUGAGAAGGGCGGGGUGGUGGGCAUUACCAUCGACUGGAACUGUGACCUGGACUGGCAUGUGCGACACUGCAAACCCAUCUACGAGUUCCACGGGCUGUAUGAAGAAAAAAAUCUGUCUCCAGGCUUCAACUUCAGGUUUGCCAGGUACUUCGUGGAGAACGGAACCAACUAUCGGCAUCUCUUCAAGGUGUUUGGGAUUCGCUUUGACAUCCUUGUGGAUGGCAAGGCUGGGAAGUUUGACAUCAUCCCCACAAUGACCACCAUUGGCUCUGGGAUUGGCAUCUUUGGAGUGGCCACGGUUCUCUGUGACCUGUUGCUGCUCCACAUCCUGCCCAAGAGGCACUACUACAAGCAGAAGAAGUUCAAGUACGCAGAGGACGUGGGGCAAGGGGCGGGUGAGCGUGACCCCACGACCACCAGCUCCACCCUGGGCCUGCAGGAGAACAUGAAGACAUCCUGACCCUCCGCCCCCGACUCCUGACCGGAUGCAGCGAGAGCCUUUGGGCCAGGGCCCUGGUGGGAUCCCAGCCAGGCAGAAGGGUCUCCCAGGAGCUCUCCUGCCCUCCCAGCCAGGCAGACACCAGGUCGCUGGCAGCGCAGGGUGGACACUGGGAGAGACCUGUGCAAUUCUGGGCUCUGGCUCCAACUCCGCACCCUCCAAGGGAGCCUCAGCCCAGCCUUAGCCACUCCUGGUCUGGAGGGCCUGGGCCUGCACGGGGCCCCACUCACACUCCUGUACCCGAGCUUUGCGCUUCUCUCUCCAGGCCCUCAACCAUCCCACUGCCUCGGUGUUUCGACACCUGUGCUCUCCAGUAUGGCAGCCACUAAUUACAGGCAACUAUUUAAAUUUAAAUUAAUUAGACUUGAACUCCUCAAACUAGCCACAUUACAACUGCUAAGUAGACACAUGUGGCCGGUGGCUGCCAUAUUGGACAGCAGAGAACAUUUUCAGUAUCAAAGAAAGUUCUACUGGACAGCUCUGCUUGAGCCCUGUUUCUCAGUGGCCGCAGGUUUCCCUGGGGGGCUUAUCAACAGUGCAGCCCCCUGCACCCACUCCAGACCUCCUGAACCAGAAUCUCCAGGGCCGGCCACGUGAUCUGCAAGGAUUGCAAACUCCGAGGGCCAUUUUAAGGACCUAUGUUGAAGAACCGCCCCUGAUCCGGUAUCAGACUUGGCCUGGGCCUGCCUCCCCUGGCAGGUGCAGGCACUGCACAGGUGUGUGGUGUGCUCACAAGCCACACGGUGUCUCCUGCACACCCCCCGCCCAUCUACACUGUGUAUUUGAACAGCUUGGGCCCAGCAAACACAACCAUCUGAACACACCUACACCCUCAAGCACAGACACAUGGUCCAUGCCACGUCACCUCCAUGGGGCUAUGCUUCUCCCCAAGUGUGUCAGGCCAGGACAGCCCCUUCUAGCCAUGAAUCCUUACUCAGCUACCUCCGGCAGCAGAGAGAGCCGUGGCCCAAUCCUGGGCUCCCUGCUUGUGGCCCAGCCCCAGCGCCCAAGGCCUGCCUGGCUCUGUCUGAACACAGGGUCUAGGGAAAGCGAGAGGUGGAGAACAAUAAAGGGAAUGAGGACAAA